Molecule: messenger RNA, 1186 nt
Organism: Trifolium pratense (red clover)
Lineage: Eukaryota; Viridiplantae; Streptophyta; Magnoliopsida; Fabales; Fabaceae
Exons: 6
Coding region: 187-930 (247 amino acids)
Source: RefSeq, a predicted model, not a curated record
GGUAAAAAGAAACUCCAAAUAUCCUAAUGAUUUUUUAAUUUUUAUACUGUAGUACUUUUUUUUGUAAGGAAUAUUAGGAAGAGUUGUCAUACGUUGAUUGGAUAUGAAAUAAAUAAUGUUAUAAUCCUAUGGGCCAAUUGAGGAGCCAAGAGGAAAGAGUGCGGUGUCUCUCUCUCUCUGGAAUGAAUGAAUGAUGAAUGUGACAAGGAACUGAAACAAACGCAAUUGCUUUGGCCACCAAUCUCAUCUCUGAAGGAAAACACAAAAGUCCAUCCAUCUUAUCCAAUCCAAUUAUCAAUCAAUCACAAGAUAUUUAUACUUUUCAACAUUUCGCCCCAACCACACUGCAACCAUGUCAUCUUCCAGGUGACAACAGAUCUGGGUGGUGGUGGUGGUGGUUCUGUAAUCAUAAAUAUGUUCCUUCCACCUUGGCUCUAUCAGAUUCUCGCCUGCAUGGGAGGUUGUCUUGGAUGUUUCUCAAAACCUCUAGUAAUUAUUUCAAUGGGUGAAGCCGAUGCAUCUAAGGGACAAAAAACUCAAGCACAAACAAUGAACACAGACAACAGAUCAGAAGAUUUUUGGAGCAGCAGUGCUAUUGAAUUGGAUCACGGGGCACCUCAGUCCCAGAGAAGUAUCUCGUCGAUUGCCGUGUCAAACCAUCCUUCUGAUCCUCAAAGUAGUGAUGGCAUUCAGACUGAUCCUCCAGAAUUUGUCAAUCAUGGUCUUCUUCUUUGGAACCAAAUGAGGCAACAUUGGGUUGGAAAUAAAAGGUCCGAGCGUCAGACACAAGUUGGAGAACCCAAAAUAAGUUGGAACGCCACCUAUGAGACUCUACUUGGGACCAACAAGCCUUUCCCUCGGCGCAUUCCUCUUGGAGAAAUGGUUGAGUUUCUUGUUGAUAUAUGGGAACUAGAGGGCAUGUAUGAUUGAGGAGGCUAAACAGGUUUUUAUUCCCCUUUAGAUUUUGAAGGGAAGGUGUGGUAUUCAUCCUCCUAAUGUUUACUGGAUAAUUGUAAAUGGGGUAACUGUGGUAGUUUUUUUUUCUUCUUUUUCUUUCUGGGGUGUUCUACAUGUAGUAGUAAGAUUACAUUAGUUGUCUGAUGCUUUCUGAUUUUCUAUUAAGUUGGUUUAUGGACAAAUCAUCCACACUGCACCAAAGGGAAUACAAAGUUAAUUUCAUGUUUCA